Bipolaris maydis ATCC 48331 is the source of this 2867-nucleotide messenger RNA. RefSeq lists its product as uncharacterized. The record is from RefSeq and is a predicted model, not a curated record. NCBI's taxonomy places the organism in Eukaryota, Fungi, Ascomycota, Dothideomycetes, Pleosporales, Pleosporaceae.
UGCUUUCCGCUGGGAACGCUAUGCCAACAUGGCUUCCACAAUAGCCUCUCCGGUCCCACUACGCUUCAAUCAGUCUCCACAAACGACCAAUCAGCGCGAGGUUAUCGACACAGGGCGCGAUACUCCUCUUCCGCGGUAUGAAAAGACGCAGUCGGUGCCAUUUACUUUGAAACUCCAGGAAGAUGCCCAAAAUCCAGGCCGCUUUCAGCUUGUCUUGGACAUUGGUGCAAAGCUUCAACCACCAGAUGGAUUGCCCUUGAAUGCAUUGUUCAACCCUUUAAACACGGUCAAUAGCGCUACCAAGAAUACCACAAAUUCUAGACAAGAUACAUCGAGUCCACCUACGACACCACUUUCGGAGAAGCAAGGCUGGGCCGAUCUAGACCACGUGCCCCCUGAAUUUCUCAAUAAAGUUGUGCCAGAUUGGAAUGUAUCAUUUUCUCGGAGUGAUUCGACACUGUCUACACAGACAAAGCGUCUAGCCGAAAUCAAAGCCAAGAUCAAAAAGAAAGGAAAGGGCUAUGUAGUUCGGCUCUUAAAGGGAUCCGCCACAGACUCGGAUGAGAUUGCUGAAGUAGACUUGGGUUCAGACGCCACCACAUCCCGGGCAAACAUCUCCGAGCUUGACUCCGCACUGCUGCCAGCUGAACUUCACUCUGUACCGUCAUCUGCGCCGGCAAAUAUUAUAAGUCCUGCCGAUCGACCCGAUGUGUUCGAAAUCGGUACUUCAAACGAAGAUGGCAUCAGGCAUCCGCAAGAUUCCAUUGCUCUUGGAACUGAUUCAAGCGGUGAAUCACAUGCGAGGCAAGCGGAAGGGAGUCGUCUGGUACAACAUUCAACCACUGAAGAAGGAAUGAGCGAUGCGGAAACCCUCAUUUCUGAUCUUCGCCCAAUGGAUCGGCACGUGGAUGGACAACAGACCUAUGGCGAGUCCUUGAUUCCAACCCGAUCAGGUUCAGUAUCCAGCAUUGUGAAAACACCUACCCGGGGCCUAUCACUCAUCGGGCCAGUCAGGAAAAGGGUUGAGAAGAAGACUCGUCCCCGUGUAAACUGCCGAACCGCAAACAUUAACCUUAAACGGUCGGACGCUCACAAAUCGACCAAGAUUCCCUCCAAUUCAACAACCAUUGAAACCGAAGAUUGGUAUGAUGAAUUUGGCACGAGCUCGGCUAACGUGCGGCAAUGCCAACGUCUGUCACCUCGCAAGUCCAAGGACUCUGACCGAAAUUUGCAAGACCACGGGGCAUGGCAAAAUUCAGUACGACAUACCGGGAGGAUGAAAUCUCGAAACGCCCGUCAUUCAUCCGCAGACGAUCUCCAAGUACCCAAAAAAUCCAAGUAUGGAUUGCGGUUACAAACCAACGUUCCCAAAACAAGAUCUGCCCAUGUAUCCCCAGUGACUCAGCGGAAAGGGCCACCGAAGGUGCGAAAACACAAAUCCUCGUCAAAUUCACCGGGGGAGAUGUAUGAUGAUUUAGCAUCCUCACCUGACUCACAAGAAGCGAGCCAUUCGGAAGUGCUCAGAGAGGCUUUGAGGGCUUUGGGUAAUGUUGUUUCGGACCCAGGCAAUGGCGAUCAAAGCAUUGGGGAUACGCAAGACCCUACUACUGUGCACGGCCCUGUAGAGUUGCUAGACGAAAAUUGUAUUGGCGAUAUUUUGUUGCCUUCGGAAACCGAGAUCAGAUCAGCACCUAGUGGAGUGCACAACCCAGCGUUGAUGUACUGGGCCCUCGCAUUUGGCGCGUUGUCGGACAAAGUAUACGAAGGAUUCAAACUGCUUCGAGACGUUGUCGGUCCUGAGAGGCCCGUUCCGAGAGGUCAUGUUCGCGUUCGAUGGACUUGUUCCUGUGGAGAGUCACUUUACGAUGACUUUAUUGAGCAACGACCGAAUGCAGCCCGACUCCUGGAAGCCUACUUGAACCGUCCGAGAGUGCACACCUAUCAAAGCCCUGCCAGCCAGAGCAGUACAGUAUCAUCCGUGUCCUCUCUCUUCGACUCUUCUAGUCGAGCUUCAACUCUGGCAACGCCAUCGUCUACCUAUGGUGGAUCUGCUCCAUGGUCUAGAGGCAGCGAUGCAUCAAAGUACAACCCGUCCCGUGUGCGAGCCGAUAGCGCAUUCAGUGUUCGCAUGCCUAAUUAUGCCGAGGAAUCGUGGCUUCUCACCUGCGCAAACGAGGGGCGUCUUACGCCAAAGAUUGUGCAUCUCGACGUCAACGAAGGCCGAAUAAGAAGCGAUAAAGACCUGGCACUCUCGCUACGAGAGCACUACGACCAGCUACAUCGCCGAUGGUAUAACUGGACACGAUUGCGUGGACUAACGACUAUCGAAUUUGUACAAUUCGAAGUUCAUCGUAAUCGAUUUGCUGAUAUUCGUGCGGCGCCAUCUAUGCCUCCAAAAUCUGCGACGUCUUCAGUGUCUACAGCUGGUAGCUCAGAGAAAUCUCAGGGAGCAUCUCAGCAUCCAUAUACGUUUGAGCCCAACGACCUUCUGCCUCCUGUCGGCAGCACCUACCUCCUUCAUCUUUUUAAGCAUCCAAACGACUAUGACGGCGAGCUGGUAACGUAUCUACGUAGUCCCAAGCGGCGUCAGCGGCUAGAGUUCGGCAUGGGGUGGGGUGUUCAUCUUGUGGAAGGAUUCCUGGCCCAGCGUGUUUGGGCGUUUAUAGUGGGUAUUUGUGGCCUGAGUAGUGCAGUGUUUGCCGUUCUGUGGGCGAUUAUGAAGGAAGACGUGCAGGGUGCAUUUGGAGUUGCGCAAUGGAUACUGGGAAUCGCUGUGCUAAUGGUCGGCGGCAUCCAAGCAUGUCUAGAGUAGAGUAGACUGCAAGUCAAUGAAAGCGGCGAAAUGGUCGUCCGCAAAUCUGAACCAG